Messenger RNA from Miscanthus lutarioriparius, 1593 nucleotides. The record is from the annotation of a GenBank genome assembly. Lineage: Eukaryota; Viridiplantae; Streptophyta; Magnoliopsida; Poales; Poaceae.
AUGGGAAUGGAACCCGCUGCAGCAUGGGGACCUUCUUGCGAGUUUCAGCUAGCGAACUGGACCGUUGAAGAACCAGCUGCUGAAGUUUGGGCUCCAGCUGUUGGCCUACCUCUGGAGUAUGCAUCCAGCGACAUAUUUGGUACCUGCUGCAGCCUCCAGGCAUAUGUGCCUGAAUCGAUCGGAGGGCAGCAACUGGUUGAGUACAACUACUCUGCAGCCUCACGACAUAACUGGUCGCCGGAGGCUAUCGUUGUUGAUGGGCAGAAUCGGCAGGAGGUUGUGGAUCAGCAGAAAUUGGAAACAAGGAACGUCGUCUCCAACGACAGUUAUGCUACAAAUGUAUUCAAUCAAGUAGAGCACGCGUUCAAGGUUGAUAUAGACCUGAUGGUAGAGAAGAUGCAUACAUACCCUGCAGGACUUGGAGAUACUAUCGGUGAAAGUUAUACCGUGCCGAGGAUUGUGGCCAUCGGCCCUUACCACCACCACCGAGGCCAUCUCAAGCAGGCGGAGAAGGUGAAGAACAUGGCUGCCAUAUGCUGCAUCAAGGAAUCUGGACACCUAUUGGAGGAGAUGUAUGCCGCGGCCGCCUCCGUAGCGGACAAUGUUCGCUGCCUCUACGACAAGGAUGUCAUGGCAGGUAUCAGCUGUGUAGACUUCCGUGAUAUGAUGUUCAUUGAUGCUUGCUUUCUGGUGCAGUACAUGAGUAUGCGGAGUCGCCAAGAAAUAGAUAAGAGCUUGCACAGUUUCAUCAGCUUUAACCGCAGCAACAUCCAUCAUGACAUCAAGCUGCUUGAGACCCAGCUUCCAUGGAAGGUGGUUGAGGCAGUGAUGAGGUUCAGGCCCGUGCCCUUGUAUCGCUUCAUGGCUGUUUUGAAAGAAUAUCUGCAGGACCGUAAGCCUCCCAAAGAAGAAGAUCCUGUGUCAAUUUUGGAUAAUAGCUACAAACCACCGCAUCUCCUUGGCCUCCUCCGCUACUACACUGUAGGAAGGAGCAGGUACACUUCCCAUCGGACAGUGAAACCCAAGAGCCAAUCAGUUUCCGUCAGUGCACUUGAGCUUGCCAAGAUCGGCAUCACCCUCAGGGCCAACGAGUCAAUGGAGCUCAUAGACAUGGGCCUCAGCCAGGAAGGGACCCUCUUUGCGGAGCUCUCCCUGGCGCCCCUGACUCUGGACCGUGACCGUGCAAGCUACCUCCUCAACAUGGCAGCUCUGGAGCUAUGUAUGGUCAAAAGCUUUUCAAAAGCGCCGGUUGAAGACUCUGCUGUUUGCUCCUACCUCUUGCUCCUGGCCAACUUGGUACACAGGCAUGAGGACGUGCACCAGCUACGGGUGAGUGGUCUCCUGCAGGGAGGAGGGGGCCUCACCGACGAGGAGGCACUCCGCUUCUUCACUAAUCUUCGGAAUAUGCGCCACGGAAGAUGCUACAACCGUGUCAUGGCACAGAUCGAGAUUUACAAGGAGAGCAGGUGGAAGGAGGCCAAGGUCUACGCGUUUUAUUACAAAAACAAGAAAACCAUUGCUGCGGUUGUCACCGGCAUCGGUGCACUUGUUGGGAUCAUAGGGACACUCUUGUCAAUCAAGAAAUCUUUAUGA